AUGGUAGACAGACUUGGUAGGUUUAAACACUAUAUUCGCCAUUUUAAUUUCCAAUCAUCCACCCACAUGUAUUUCCAAUCGUUUCUAGUUUUUGUGGACAAACUGUUUUUAGCAACUAAAGAGGCUGACGGCCUCUUUUCCCUAUGCGCCACUUUGUUUUAUUCUUACAAUGCUUCAGUAAACAGUGAGGUCAACGCUCGUCGAGUGGCAAAUGUGGAGCAGUGUUUUGGAAAAAUGGCUAGGCCGCUCAGUUUGUUCGGUCGUGUAUUGGUCGGUGAGGGUGUGUUGGUGAAAAUGUGCAGGAAGAAGCCGAAGAGACGAAUGAAAAAUGGCUGGAUCGUGAAAACACCGGAGAAAUCAUUUGCGGUUUAUGCUGCAUCGCCGAAAGAGAAAAAGGAGUGGAUGAUUCAUAUAGAACGUUGUGUUGCAGAUUUGUUAGAGAAAGGUUGUAUUGUUAUGGAUAUGUGUGCUUUUGAAUUCUUUUUCAUCAUUGCAUCGACAGGAAAUAAACGCCCUGCGAAAGAGCAUGCAGCAGUAUGGAUUCCUGAUGGAGAGGCUGCCCGUUGCAUGGCCUGUGGUCGCACUCAAUUCAACCUUGUUCAGAGAAGACACCACUGUCGCGCCUGUGGUCGCGUAAUUUGUGGCUCUUGUUCAACACAUUCGUAUAGGAUUGACAACCUGAAUAAGAAACCAGUUCGCGUUUGCGACAUGGUAAUCGUGUCAUCUGUAUUAAAGUUGAUCAAGACGGAAAAACAUCUUUAG
Angiostrongylus costaricensis is the source of this 762-nucleotide messenger RNA. The record is from the annotation of a GenBank genome assembly. Lineage: Eukaryota; Metazoa; Nematoda; Chromadorea; Rhabditida; Metastrongylidae.